AGAGCACAAGAUCAUUAGUACAAGUUUGCUUCAAAUAUGAGUUCAGAAGAGAAGAGUUUAUCUCCAGCUCACAAAACAUCCACUCCAUCCCAUCGAAGUGCCUCCUCUUCAUCAUCAUCUCAGAGGGACAGGAGGCAGAGCAUACAUAUUUUGGAGCGGAAAGCUUCUUCAGGAAGCACAGACCCUUCUUUAAGCAAGCAGUUCCUCGAAAGUGACCCUAUCUCUUUAUCCAAGGAACCUGACAGCUGGGAAAUCAUAGAGGGUCUGAAAAUAGGUCAGACCAAUGUCCAGAAGCCAGACAAACAUGAAGGUUUCAUGCUGAAAAAGAGAAAAUGGCCUCUAAAAGGUUGGCACAAGAGGUUUUUUGUCCUGGAUAAUGGAAUGUUGAAAUAUUCAAAGUCACCAAUUGAUAUACAGAAAGGCAAAGUCCAUGGUAGCAUUGAUGUUGGUUUAUCAGUUAUGUCUAUAAAAAAGAAGGCUCGUAGAAUAGAUCUUGACACAGAAGAACACAUCUAUCAUCUGAAGGUGAAGUCACAGGAUUCAUUUGAUGCCUGGGUUUCAAAAUUACGCCACCACCGGUUGUACCGUCAGAAUGAGAUUGUGAGAUCUCCAAGAGAUGCUAGCUUCCAUAUAUUCCCUUCAGCCUCUACAACAGAGUCAUCACCAGCUGCUAAUGUGUCAGAUGGAAAGGUGCAGCAAAAUAGCCUCCCCUGGCAGUCUCCUAUACCUUGCAGUAACAGCCUUCCUGCUACCUGCACUACUGGUCAGAGUAAAGUAGCGGCCUGGUUGCAGGAUUCUGAAGAGAUGGACAGAUGUGCAGAAGAUCUUGCUCAUUGCCAAUCAAACCUUGUGGAACUCAGUAAACUUCUUCAAAAUUUAGAAAUACUACAGAGAACUCAGUCAGCACCAAAUUUCACAGACAUGCAGGUUCCUUUCAGUGCUACAAUGUCACCUGUUCGACUGCAUUCAUCCAAUCCCAACCUUUGUGCAGACAUUGAGUUUCAGACUCCCCCAAGCCAUGUAACUGACCCUCUGGGAUGCUCUGCUGAGUACAUGAAGCUUCAAGAAGAAUUCUGCCUGAUGGCACAAAAAGUGCAUUCUCUUUUGAAGUCUGCCUUUAACAGCAUAGCUAUAGAGAAGGAGAAGCUUAAGCAGAUUGUUUCAGAGCAGGAUCUUACAGGACACAACGCUCAAGUAGCACACCUCAGACAGUCCCUCUCUCAGGCUCUCAACCAGAAUGCUGAACUAAGGAGUCGCUUGAACAGAAUACAUUCAGAAUCUGUUAUUUGUGAUCAGGUUGUCAGUGUAAAUAUUAUCCCUAGUCCUGAUGAGACAGGUGAACAAAUUCAUGUCAGUUUGCCACUGUCUCAGCAAGUUUCUAAUGAGAGCAGGCUCUCUAUGUCUGAAUCCGUUUCAGAGUUCUUUGAUGCACAGGAAGUGCUUCUAUCUGCCAGCUCAUCAGAAAACGAGGCUUCUGAUGAUGAAUCUUAUAUCAGUGAUGUGAGUGAUAAUAUAUCUGAGGAUAACACCAGUGUUGCAGACAACAUUUCUCGGCAAAUUCUUAAUGGUGAGCUAACGGGAGGUGCAUUCAGGAACGGACGGAGAACUUGUCUCCCAGCUCCCAGCCCUGACACCAGUAAUAUCAAUCUGUGGAAUAUUUUGAGAAAUAACAUUGGCAAAGAUCUUUCCAAAGUAUCCAUGCCUGUUGAGCUAAAUGAACCUCUGAAUACCUUGCAACAUCUUUGUGAAGAGCUGGAAUACAGCGAACUUUUGGACAAAGCUGCUGAAACAGAUGAUCCUUAUGAACGCAUGGUUCUCAUAGCUGCUUUUGCAGCAUCAGGCUAUGCCUCUACAUACUUCAGAGCAGGAAGCAAGCCAUUUAACCCAGUGCUUGGUGAAACUUACGAAUGUAUUAGAGAAGACAAAGGAUUUAGAUUUUUCUCGGAGCAGGUUAGCCACCAUCCUCCCAUUUCAGCCUGUCACUGUGAAUCGAAGAACUUUGUGUUUUGGCAAGAUAUCAGGUGGAAAAACAAAUUCUGGGGGAAAUCAAUGGAGAUUCUGCCAGUUGGAACCUUGAAUGUGACUCUACCAAAGUAUGGAGACUACUAUGUCUGGAACAAAGUCACAACUUGCAUACAUAAUAUUCUUAGUGGAAGGAGGUGGAUAGAACACUAUGGAGAAAUAACUAUCAGAAACACAAAAAGCAGCAUUUGUAUUUGUAAACUUACAUUUGUCAAGGUGAACUACUGGAAUUCAAAUGUAAAUGAGGUCCAGGGUGUUGUGAUAGAUCAAGAGGGGAAGGUGGUUCAUCGCCUUUUUGGAAAGUGGCACGAAGGCCUUUAUUGUGGGGUUGCGCCUUCAGCCAAAUGCAUAUGGAGGCCAGGCUCCAUGCCAACCAAUUAUGAACGUUAUUAUGGCUUCACGAGAUUUGCUAUUGAGCUCAAUGAAUUAGAUCCUUUACUGAAAGAUCUUCUUCCUGUGACGGAUGCACGAUUCAGGCCAGAUCAAAGGCUUCUGGAGGAAGGAAAUAUAGAAGCAGCAGCAUCUGAGAAACAAAGAAUAGAGGAACUCCAGAGAGGUCGGAGGCGAUACAUGGAAGAAAACAACAUUGAAUAUAGACCCAAAUUUUUUAAAAAAGUUAUUGAUGCUAAUCAAAGAGAAGCCUGGGUUACCAAUGAUACCUACUGGGAACUGAGAAAGGAUCCUGGCUUUAGUAAAGUAGAAAUUCCCAUACUCUGGUAAACUGAGAAUGUAGAUCUAGUAAACAUAUCACUCUGAA
Melopsittacus undulatus (budgerigar) is the source of this 2779-nucleotide messenger RNA. RefSeq names its product oxysterol binding protein like 6 (gene OSBPL6). The record is from RefSeq and is a predicted model, not a curated record. Gene Ontology annotation, cellular component: intracellular membrane-bounded organelle; membrane; cytosol. The coding region runs from base 37 to 2742 and encodes 901 amino acids. NCBI's taxonomy places the organism in Eukaryota, Metazoa, Chordata, Aves, Psittaciformes, Psittaculidae. Gene Ontology annotation, molecular function: cholesterol binding. The transcript has 22 exons.